This is a messenger RNA of Ornithorhynchus anatinus (platypus), 4627 nucleotides long. RefSeq names its product nebulette (gene NEBL). Gene Ontology annotation, biological process: cardiac muscle thin filament assembly. Lineage: Eukaryota; Metazoa; Chordata; Mammalia; Monotremata; Ornithorhynchidae. The transcript has 31 exons. The record is from RefSeq and is a predicted model, not a curated record. Gene Ontology annotation, molecular function: actin filament binding. Gene Ontology annotation, cellular component: Z disc.
CAGGUACUGAAAAGCUCUGAAAACCCACUUCCUGAAGAUGGGACUGGAAUUGUGUACAUGGGACCUUUAUUUCCAACUGCUGCAAGCUCAGUGACUUUGUUACAUGAAUGCUUCUGAAUUUGGAUGUAUCAGAAUUUCUAAAUAGCAAGUGAUAAUACUGUUUUGAAAACCUAGUAUUAUCAAGGAACAAAUAUGAGGGUGCCUGUCAUUCAGGAUUUCAAGGAUGAAAACGAAGGAGAAGAAAGAGAAGAAGAAGGAGGAGAUGAGGAAGAUGAAGAAGAAGAGAAGGUUUUCCUUAAGCCGGUCAUUGAAGACAGAAAUAUGGAAUUGGCCAGAAAAUGCACAGAACUGAUUAGUGAUAUCCACUAUAGAGAAGAAUAUAAAAAGUCUAAAGACAAGUGUACAUCUGUGACUGACACCCCUCUGCUAAAUCAUGUGAAAAGCAUAGGUGCUUUUAUUUCGGAGUCCAAGUACAAAGGCACCAUUAAACAGGAUCUCUCCAACUCAAUUUAUAAACAGAUGCCAGCCACAAUUGACAGUGUGUUCGCAAGAGAAGUCACCCAGCUUCAGAGCGAGGUUUUCUACAAACAGAAACAUGAUGCGGAAAAAGGAGCUUCAGAUUAUACCCAUAUGAAGGAGCUGCCAGAUGUUAAGCAUGCCAUGGAAGUCAGUAAGCACCAGAGUAACGUGUCUUACAAGAAGACGUCCCAAGAUGUCCACAAGUACACGGCAGGGCUGGACAGACCAGAUAUAAAGAUGGCGACCCAGAUCUCCAAGAUCAUAAGCAAUGCUGAAUACAAGAGAGGUCAGAGAGACAUGAAGAAGGAUUCUGCAGUAAUUGGAAGACCUGAUUUUGAACACGCUCUGGAAGCAUCUAAACUUUCUAGUCAAGUUAAAUAUAAAGAAAAAUUUGAAAGUGAUAUGAAGGAUAGAAAGCACCAGUACAACCCUCUGGACAGUGUCUGUUUCCGACAGAGUCAGUACGCGUCAACUCUGGCCAGUGAUGUGAAAUACAAGAAAGGGAGGCAAACGAUGCAUGAUCCAGUUUCGGAUUUCCCGAAUUUAUUAUUCUUGGACCAUGCUUUGAAAGCCAGCAAAAUGCUCAGUGAUCAUGAAUACAAGAAGCUAUUUGAGGAAAGCAAAGGGAGUUACCAUUUUUCUGCAGACAGAGUUGAUCACCUCCAUCAUAAAGGAAACUCUGUCCUCCAAAGCCAGGUUAAGUACAAGGAGGAAUAUGAAAAGGAGAAAGGCAAGACGAUGCUCGAGUUUGUUGUCACACCAUUGUAUCAGGCUUCGAAGGAGGCUCAAAAGAUGCAGAGUGAGAAAGUUUAUCGGGAGGAUUUUGAAAAGGGGAUCAAAGGGAGGAUGUCACUGGAUUUAGACAAGACGCCAGAAUUCUUACACGCGAGGUACAUGACCAACCUACUGAAAGAGAAAGAAUAUAAAAAAGAUCUUGAAAAUGAAAUCAAAGGGAAAGGAAUGGAACUCAGUUCGGAAAACCUGGACAUCCAGAGGGCAAAGAGAGCAUCCGAAAUGGCUAGUGAGAAGGAGUACAGGAGAGACCUGGAGACUGAAAUUAAGGGGAAAGGGAUUCAGAUUGGAACUGAUUGCCUCGACAUCCAGCGAGCCAAGAAAGCCUCUGACAUCACAAACCAGAGAGAAUACCAACGCGAUCUGGAGACAGAAAUCAAAGGCAGAGGAAUGCAAGCUGGUCCUGAGACUAUUGAAAUUCAGCGAGCUAAGAGAGCGUCUGAGAUUGCCAGCCAGAAAGAGUACAAAAAAGCUCUGGAAACUGAAAUUAGAGGCAAAGGAAUGCAAGUGGGCACAGAUAUUCCUGAUAUGCAGCGGGCGAAGAGAGCCUCCGAAAUCUUCAGUCAGGUCAAAUCAAAAAAAUAAGAUGAAGCAGAGAAGAUGCUAGGAAACUAUUCAACAGUAGUAGAUACUCCAGAAAUCCAGAGAAUUAAGAUAGCCCAGCAAAACAUCAGCACAGUGUUUUAUAAGAAAGGAGUAGGAGCUGGCACAGCAGUGAAAGAGACUCCAGAGAUUGAGCGGGCAAAGAAAAAUCAGCAGAAUAUUAGCUCAGUGAAAUACAAGGAAGAAGUUAAGCAUGCAACGGCAAUUUCUGAUCCCCCAGAACUAAAGCGCGUUAAGGAAAACCAGAAGAAUAUCAGCAAUCUCCAGUAUAAAGAGCCACACUACAAAGCUACUCCUGUGACUAUGACACCUGAGUUGGAUAGAGUCAAGAAGAAUCAAGAAAUUUCAAGCACUGUGAAAUAUAAGGAAGGAAUCAAGCAUGCGACUGCCAUUUCCGACCCUCCGGAGCUGAAGAGAGUUAAAGAAAAUCAGAAGAACAUCAGCAAUGUCCAUUAUAAAGAAAAACUGGGCAAAGCAACGGAUGUGAGUGUCACUCCAGAGAUGAAAAGAGUCAAGAAGAAUCAAGAAAACAUUAGCUCGGUAAAGUACACCCAUGACAAGAAACGAAUGGAAGGGAGGCCAAGCCUGAUUCUAGACACUCCGGGACUGAGGCAUGUCAGAGAAACCCAAAACAAUAUUUCAAUGGUUAAGUACCAUGAAGACUUCGAGAAGACAAAGGGAAGAGGCUUCACUCCUGUGGUGGAUGAUCCUGUGACGGAGCGCGUGAGGAGAAACACACAGGUGGUUAGCGACGCUGCAUAUAAAGGAGUCCACCCUCAUAUAGUAGAGAUGGACCGGAGACCCGGGAUCAUCGUGGACCUCAAAGUUUGGCGUACAGAUCCUGGCUCCAUCUUCGACAUUGACCCACUGGAAGAUAAUAUUCAAUCUAGGAGUCUCCACAUGCUUACGGAAAAGGCAAGUCACUAUAAAAGACAGCAGUCUCACUCCACCAGUACCUUUGGCACGAGUCUGGGGGAUGAAAAAUCAGAAAUUUCUGAGGCAAACCCUAGUUUCUCUUGCUCCAGUGAGGUAACAAGAGGAUCUGAUGAAGGAGCCCCUGUCCUUCCUGGGGCUUAUCAACAAAGCCAGUGCCAAGGCUAUGGAUACAUGCACCAGAGCAGCAUGUCAUCUGUAAGGUCGAUACAUUCCCAGCAACUUUCCCCGAGUCUGAGGACCUACCGGGCGAUGUACGACUACAGCGCUCAAGAUGAGGACGAGGUCUCCUUUCGAGAUGGAGACUACAUCGUCAACGUGCAACCUAUAGACGACGGCUGGAUGUACGGCACGGUGCAGAGAACCGGAAAGACCGGGAUGCUUCCGGCCAAUUACAUUGAAUUUGUUAACUAGUUUUUCUCCUUUGACCUUUGAGCUUCACUCUCACAUAUUCGAAACCUAACCUUUGUAAAGGAUGAGAAAUGCUUUAAAGACCACAUGCUCAUUAUCUUAUACCUGGCUGAAUAAUUGGUCCUCACACUGAGAAUUAGGAACUGCGAAAGGAAGAGCCAGGUCCCAGCUAAAAACGGUUAAUUCCUUAAGAGCGAAUUAACUCUGUCUGGAGAUAGGGCACUGCUGAAUAUGUUAAAGGUUUCCUGCAAUUGGCUAUGAAACUACCAGAAAACUACUUUUCCAGGAUUUAAUGGGGGCCCUGACUGCCUUAAACCCAUCCGUAAAAGGAAGGAAUCUCCUUAUGCUGUCCUUUUGGAGUCAUGCGAGGCUCAUUCUCCUUAAUUUAAUAACCCUUCCAGUUACUUCAGAGAUAUCUAGCUCUGAAGCCAUUAUGUGGCCCCUAAUUCAGAGGACAUCUGCCUAAAUUCAAUCAGUUCCAUAGCCAUGGCAGAGGGAAGACAGGCCUGAGUCUUACUUCCCAGCAGCCUUAGUGAGUUGGGUCCUGUUCAGACAUCAAACAACUCACAUCGGUUGUGCCCUGUCCUGAAUCUUUUCCCAUUUCAUUCUUUACUCCAAUGUUCAGUCCUUGGACCUGCCUCUGAGACUCCAGUCCCAUUUCUCCCUUGGCCUUGAAGCAUGUCAGGACCAAAAAUCUUUGCCCAGCCACUUCUCAAAGGGUAGAAUUUGAAUGCCAUUUAUCUGAACCUCUCCCCCCGCCAACCCCCACUCCGAUUCCCCCAACCCCCUUAACCACAGUAGGGGCUUCAGCCUUUCACUCCACUAGGAGCUCCGCAGUCUCUCCCUCCCUUAUGGACAGCCUAACUUAUCAAGAAUAUCCCUUCCCCCUGGUUUUUCUUCAGAAAACUGUGUUCUAAACAGUUAGCUUGACAAUCUUCUGGCUGCAUUGUGCUGAGGGACCUGUAUAACCCAAGCAAAGAGGUUUCCUUUUGAGCCAAGAAAUGGUUUAGGUUUUCACCAAGAAGCUUUCACUCUAGUAUCCCUGUUGGCACUAAAUCAGGAGUCAAUGGAGAGUGGAAUGGGAACCAUGGUGAAAGUGGAAGGAAAUUUAGCAAAUUUGAAACUAUACCCCCGGCCCCAAGUGAAAUGGACUAGAGAUUCUUGAGCCCCAAUGUGAGUUUAGAUUCUGGCUCAGAUCAAGCAGAAAGAAGAUGUCCUUACUGUCUUCUCUCCCUUCCUCUCCCAAUCAAGGCUCAAAGAUGAAUAACGGUACAGGACAGCCCUAGGUGAUUUUUCUUCUGUAGUUCAGGUAGCUCAGACACUCAGGAUCACUUACCGACAGAGAACUGAUGGUGCCAAAACGAGUUUU